CCCGCCCGGUUCCUCGGUUGACGCGCGGGGGCGGAGCGGCUCCGGGCCGGUGCCAGGGGCGGUGGUGGCAGCGCCGGAGGAAGCGGCGGCGCGGGGCGAUGUGGCCGGCGGCCCCGGCGGGGAGCGGCGCCUGCCUCCUUCUCCUCCUCCUCCUCCUCCCGCCGCUGCUGCUGCUGUCGCUGGUGGUGCGGCAGCUGCUGAAGCAGCGGCGGCCGCCCGGGUUCCCCCCCGGCCCCUCGGGGCUGCCCCUCAUCGGCAACAUCCACGCGCUGGGCGCGGAGCAGCCGCACGUCUACAUGCGGCGGCAGAGCCAGAUCCACGGGCAGAUCUUCAGUCUCGAUCUUGGAGGCAUCUCUGCUAUUGUACUGAAUGGCUAUGAUGCAGUAAAAGAAUGCCUUGUUCAUCAAAGUGAAAUUUUUUCUGAUAGACCAUCUCUUCCCUUGUUUAAGAAGCUGACAAAUAUGGGAGGCUUACUGAACAGUAAAUAUGGCAGAGGAUGGACAGAACAUCGCAAAUUAGCUGUAAAUACCUUUCGAAUUUUUGGAUAUGGUCAAAGGUCCUUUGAACACAAAAUUUCAGAAGAAUCUAUGUUUUUUCUUGAUGCCAUUGAUACGUACAAAGGCAGGCCAUUUGAUCUUAAGCACUUGAUAACAAAUGCUGUUUCAAACAUCACUAAUUUGAUUAUUUUUGGAAAACGUUUUACAUAUGAAGAUACUGAAUUUCAGCACAUGAUUGAGAUUUUUAGUGAAAACAUUGAAUUAGCUGCUAGUGCUUCUGUGUUUUUAUAUAAUGCUUUUCCUUGGAUUGGUAUCUUGCCAUUUGGGAAACACCAGCAACUGUUUAAAAAUGCAGCUGAAGUCUAUGACUUUCUUCAUGAGCUUAUUGAACGUGUCUCUGAAAACAGGAAGCCUCAGUCACCUCGACAUUUUGUAGAUGCAUAUUUAGAUGAGAUGGAUUGCAAUAAAAAUGAUCCGGAAUCUACAUAUUCACGAGAAAACUUAAUUUUCUCUGUUGGAGAACUCAUCAUAGCUGGGACAGAAACCACAACAAAUGUUUUAAGAUGGGCAGUGUUAUUUAUGGCACUUUAUGCAAACAUUCAAGGACAAGUUCAAAAGGAAAUCGAUUUAGUCAUCGGCCCGAACAAAAUGCCUACCUUGGAAGAGAAGUGCAAGAUGCCAUACACUGAGGCUGUUCUACAUGAAGUCCUAAGAUUCUGCAAUAUAGCUCCACUUGGUAUUUUUCACGCAACUUCCAAAGAGACUGUUGUCCGUGGUUACUCUAUUCCUGAAGGCACCACAGUCAUUACAAAUCUCUACUCUGUUCAUUUUGAUGAAAAAUACUGGAGCAAUCCAGAAGUGUUUUUUCCUGAGAGGUUUUUGGACAGCAGUGGGCAGUUUGUCAAGAAAGAUGCAUUUAUUCCUUUUUCACUAGGAAGAAGACAUUGUCUUGGAGAACAACUAGCGCGAAUGGAAAUGUUUUUGUUUUUCACUUCAUUACUACAACGAUUCCACCUGUGUUUUCCUCAUGGUGUGAUUCCAGAUCUCAAACCAAGAUUAGGCAUGACAUUACAACCACAGCCGUACCUCAUCUGUGCAGAAAGGCGUUGAAGAGAAGAGUCUAGAUUGUCAAGUUGAGCACAAUAUUCCAAGAUGCAGCUGAGGAUCCACUUUACCUUCUAUUUCUAAAGGUGUUCAUAUCAGAAGAACUAAAACUUUAAAGGACUUGCGAACAAAUUCCGAUUAUUUGUGCACAAGUUAAUAGUUUCUUUUUACUCAACCAAAGUUGUGAAACAUAUCAUGUGUUUAAACUUGAUGUUUUCACUCCAGAAGUCUGUUUUGAAUCUAACUUCUGAUUCAGGUUUUAAAUAUUUAAUUACUUAGUAAACCGUUUUACUUUUGGGGGUUAUUUGUAUAAGUAUGGAGAACGUGACUGAAAGUUUUUGUACUCUGAUUCAUCUAUGGAAAUCUCAUUUACAUUAUUCCAGCUGAGCUGUUCUUUAUAAUUCUCCAUUAAAUUUACAUAGCUGGAAAGGUUUUAAAGGUAUCCAUUUAAAUUUCUGCAACUCAGAAUAAACUAUUUUUUCCAGCCUUGACAAGCAAAUCGUCUAUUAAAGCAUUUUAAUCCUUCCUUUUUCUUGCCUUGCCUGCCCUGUUGAUCACAAUCAGAUGACUAUGAAUUCACUUAUGAAAUCACAUCUUUCAUGGCUUACUUUUCAUUUAGUACAAAGUAUUCUGUUAUUGCAGUAUUGCUGACAAUCACAGGAAUCUUUUUUUGCCAGUUUAUGGCAUUUCCAGACAUAUCUUCUCCAUCGCCUUCAAACAUUAUUUAAUGAUUAAUCUCUGCCUAAGUAGCCUGGAAAAAACAGUGUUUGUGCUACCAGAGUCACACGUAGCUAUAUUACAAGUCAAGAAUAUAAGCUGCUUGUGUCUUACUAGAGUUGAGACGUCCUUGGGGAGGAGAAUGGAAUGGGUUGGGGAGAAACAGAUUUUGAAUGGAUUUUAAGCACACGUUUUAGGCAGAACAGCUACCCUUGACUUCUGCUAAGAUCAUUUUUUUUGUUCUUGACAGCCCUAUAGCAGAACCUAACACUCUAUGUGGUGUGUUCAGUCCCCAGCAUGUAGGGAGAAGUGGGGCCUUGGAACAGGGUUCAGAACAAAACACACUGAGCCAGCGGCUAUUUAAGGACAGGGCUGAAUGUUAGACCUUGUUCUUUAUACAGUUUAUUCUUCAACUUGUAGCUGCAGGGAUGUUCAAAGGCAGGGAUUGGUGGUUUUCUGCUGACCUGGUGUUUUCGGCUUUUACUGAGAGAAGUACUUGCUUUCUUCUGAAAUAGUGAAAGAGAAGGAUCAAACAGAGCUGAUAUCUGUCCAUAUAUAUAAUAGCCUAUUGAUAUAAGAUGCAGCAGGGCCAGAUUAAAUUAUUUUCUCUGUCUGAAGAUAGUCAGACCCACGUGUCCCACAGACAACAUCUCAAACACAUAUUUCUGGUGCUCUGAAGAGGAUGGGCAGGCUACUCCUCUUGCUGAGUAACCAUUUUUCGGUAGAGAAGAUUCCUCUUCAGAAAGAGGAAGGAGGUAAGCCCGAUUGCUGUCCAUUUGGCACACCAUGAAAGCAGCAACUAAACCACUCAUAAGAUACUGGCAAACAGUGGGGUUUAGGAGUCAAAAUUGAGGCUUUUCUGGAUACCUGAUAAGUACAUGUUGGGUGCUUGUGAAAUGCUGAAGUAAGAAGUUGUGGAAUCUACUGAAUUUAGGUGCCCUCAGUAUGAAGCAAUACUGAACAGAAUAGUUCAGUGCUACAGUUCUGGACUCACAAUUCUUCCUAUAUCCCACACUGUGGUCUUAGAUCAGACAGACAGAGUCUAGGCUUGCCUUAUGGGUUGCAAGACCUCUAGGAUAUCCUUUGGUUAAAACAUGAUUCAAAUAAUCCUAAUUGAAGUGAAGGGAGGAUUAAAAAAAUCAAGAACUGGUUCUUGCGGGGGCUACACUUAAAAUGCAGCUGUCCAGUGAUGAUUCCCUUCUGCUGAGGUAUUUUGAGUUCUAACUCCUGGCUAGCCUUUAAUCUGUUUAAUGAGAACUGUAUUGAUUAUAUGUCAUUCUGGUUCCUAAAUCAAAACACCUUAUAAAAACCUCAGAAUUUCAAUCCAGACUUCUACCAUUAUCUGCCAACUUAUGGUCUCGUUUAAGCAAUCAAGUACAUUUGACAAACUGUCUUUUGUGUAAAUCUAUAUUAGUAAUAGUUAUAUUAACAUGCUUCAUUCUGUAUCAACUUUUUAAUUGUUUCUCCCAACUUCUUAGAAUUAUCCUAAUGAUCCAACCUAAAAAUUUGAAAUAAUAAUAAUAGGUUUUUCCAGUCCCCUGGAAUUUCUGCGUUGUAUCAAGAUGGGUUAGUAAGUAGUAGAUGAUCAGUAGCCAGCCAGAUGUUCAGACUCUCCUGUUGAGCUGUACAGCUGAAAUACCUAGCAUAGCUGGCUGCUGUUUAACAUUGCUUUGGGAUUAAAGGUUGACAUAUUAACCAGUGUAUCUUUUCCUGGUUGUAGGAUUUGAGGAUGAAAAAAGACGGUAACUAAUGUGUUGAGAGUAAAAAAAGGUGAUUUACUAUCUUUCAGAAGAUGGAAAUGUGAAAUGUGAUCGAGUUUUCCUACAAGAUUUGCCAUUACAAUGCUGAGAGAUAACUACCAUUCACACAAAUAAAGGAGACUUUCAGAAGAGGUGUCAACAGUCAUAAUCAGCAAAAAAAGAUAUACUUCUAAUUCACCAGUCAGAGCUCGUUCUUGCCA
Molecule: messenger RNA, 4278 nt
Organism: Cuculus canorus (common cuckoo)
Lineage: Eukaryota; Metazoa; Chordata; Aves; Cuculiformes; Cuculidae
Product: vitamin D 25-hydroxylase
Exons: 7
Coding region: 99-1607 (502 amino acids)
Biological process (GO): xenobiotic metabolic process
Cellular component (GO): cytoplasm; intracellular membrane-bounded organelle
Molecular function (GO): heme binding; iron ion binding; oxidoreductase activity, acting on paired donors, with incorporation or reduction of molecular oxygen, reduced flavin or flavoprotein as one donor, and incorporation of one atom of oxygen
Source: RefSeq, a predicted model, not a curated record